UGCUUUUUCCUCCGGUGUGCGGCGCAUGCGCACUGGCAGCAGCUUAAGUGGGAGCAACACUCGGGCUUAUAGCAACGGAGAACCCAGCAACGCAAACAACGGGACGUCGGUGAAAGGAACCGGGUUCACCUGAGUCUUUCUCUGUAGUGGUUACUCACACUCCCUUCUUCUAAAGUUCACACCAACACAAACUCAACAAAGGAGGAUGGCGGUGAAUGUCUACUCCACGUCGAUGACCGCAGAUAACCUGAGCCGCCAUGACAUGCUGGCGUGGGUUAACGACUCGCUACAGCUCACCUACACAAAGAUCGAGCAGCUCUGUUCAGGCGCGGCGUACUGCCAGUUCAUGGACAUGCUGUUUCCAGGCUGCAUAUUGUUGAAGAAAGUCAAGUUCAACGCUAAGCUGGAGCACGAAUACAUCCACAACUUCAAAGUCCUACAGGCUGCGUUCAAGAGGAUGAACGUGGACAAGAUCAUCCCUGUGGAGAGACUGGUGAAGGGGAAGUUUCAGGACAACUUUGAGUUCCUUCAGUGGUUCAAGCGGUUUUUCGAUGCCAACUACGACGGGAAGGAGUACGACCCUUUACUGAUGAGGCAGGGCCAGGAGGGAACGCCGCCGCCCAACCCAGGUCAACCCAUUCAUCCUAAGCAUAAAAAGGCCUCCUGCUCAGGCCCCAUGAGGACGUCUCCCACGGCGCCGAAGACCGUUCCUCCUCCUCAGAGGCAGAUCCACACGGCGGCCCGCAGGAGCACUCCGGUUAGCCGGAAUGGAGGAGAUGGCGAGCUGGUGGAGCUCAACCAGCAGAUCAUGGACCUGAAGCUGACUGUGGACGGCCUGGAGAAGGAGCGGGACUUCUACUUCGGAAAGCUCCGAGACAUCGAGCUGAUCUGCCAGGAGAACGAAAACGACAGCAACCCCGUCCUCAGCAAAAUCAUAGACAUACUCUACGCUACAGAGGAGGGGUUUGCUCCGCCAGAAGAUGAAGAGCUCGAGGAAGGACAACGAGGAGACCAGGAGGAGUUUUAAAGCUCCUCCUCCUCUCUUCACCACCGCUCACUCUCUUCUGUCACUCAUCCUUUAAUCUCUCAUUUUUUUGCCCUUUGUGUUCCCGCCCCCUUCAGUUCCCGUCACCGUUUCCUCUGACUCAUCCCGUCUCGUCUGUAGCCGGCCUCACCGGUAGAGACACUAAACGCAGUCUGGACUAACGCUCAGCCGCACGGCUCGGCCCAACCGCCUGAUCCUACCCAGAAAUCAGUGGGACAGCCGCACAGCAGGACCGCUGCCUCCUGCUGGACGUUAACAGAGGUGCAGCUCCGAAGCCAGCAGAUACUAGUUUGUCCACCUGAGGAGGAGGAGGAAGGAGGAGGAGGAGUAGGUCCCUCUCUGGCUCAACGCACUCGGAUGCCCUUUAAGGUGUCUGUUAGGAACCUUCUAGCUGGAAAUUUCACCGAAAUGACCAGACAUAUCAGACUGAACGCUCACAGGAAGUCGUUGUGAGGCCCCGACAUGUUCUCAUCACUUUUUCACAGCCUGUUUAGAAGAAAGCAUGGUGUAUUUAUCUUUUAUUUAUUAAUCUUUUUAAUCUAAACAGCUUCUGAUGAACAAACAGAAAACAGGAUUUGGGGGAUUGAUGGUUUGCACUAAAUGUAGCGAAAGAUUUCCAAAAUGCCAACAUGCAGUGACUGGCUCCUGCCAGAGGAGACACAGGAAGAUGUAAUUUUAUAUUUUGUAGAUUUCGUUUUGAAGAAAUUUUAUUUUCUCUUUUGUUUUUAUUGAAUUUUCUUAACGGCCAAGUCAGAGAUGUUUGUGUAGAAAGGAAUUUACAAUGUUUGGCUGAUAAUUUUAGAAGGAAUAAAAAAAAAUAACAACACUACUAAUGUUUGACUGUAAACUGGGUUAAACAUUUUAGCUGCUAUCAUUACUUCUGUUAUAGUUUUUCAUGUGUUUCAUUGAAGCCGAGGAUGUUGCAGCGCGGGGUUUAAGAGUGUGCUUCACAUCAGACCGCUCACCGCUUGUUACCAUGGCAGCCAUCUGACAAACAUGCAUCCUUUGAAGUUUAGCUGGAAUGAAAUAAAGCUCUGAGGUUUCAGGAAAA
Molecule: messenger RNA, 2096 nt
Organism: Oryzias melastigma (Indian medaka)
Lineage: Eukaryota; Metazoa; Chordata; Actinopteri; Beloniformes; Adrianichthyidae
Gene: mapre3b
Product: microtubule-associated protein, RP/EB family, member 3b
Exons: 9
Coding region: 206-1027 (273 amino acids)
Biological process (GO): protein localization to microtubule plus-end; spindle assembly; regulation of microtubule polymerization or depolymerization
Cellular component (GO): spindle midzone; microtubule organizing center; microtubule plus-end
Molecular function (GO): microtubule plus-end binding
Source: RefSeq, a predicted model, not a curated record